GCUCCCUGCCAUGGCGUUCCUUGUCGAGCUCGUGGCCUGCCCUGGUAUAAAGGGUGAUCGCACCCUGCAGCUCAUCCCAAGGUACCUGCAGAGUGAGUGCAGAGCGAUGCGUCGCGUGGUGCUUAGAGCCCUCGUCGUGAAGUCCAGAAGACCCUUGAUGGCCAAAGGAAUGCGGUUCCUGCUGCCAAGGCUCAUAGAGCUACUGCCGGAUGCAGAUGGGGAGGUGCUCGGGAUGACCCUGUCUGUGGUCAUAAAGGUGGUCCAGAGCAUGGACGUGCCAAUUGCCAGCCCCAUCUCUCUGCAGCUGGCUGAGGCACUCUGGCCACUCUUUGACAACGAGUCCAGCUACGUGCAACUGCUCUCCAUUCGCCUCUUCCCAGAUGCGAUGGGGUUUGUAGCAGAAGCAGGAAAAAAGCCACUGGAGGCACAUGUGCAGCAGAGCUUGCUCCCACUGCUCUACCACUUGCACGAUGAGAACCAGCGCGUGGCAGAGGCCUGUCAGGAAACCAUGCUUCAAGCUGCCACAUUCCUGAAGAAGAGGAAGCUCAGACGGCUGCUGAAGAAGCAGCGGACAUGGGCGGUCGGCGAGUGCCUGUUGACGGAGCCCAGCAGCAGAGCAGAUGAGUACCUGCUGCAGUCCCUGCUGUAUUUGCAGAGCCCACAGGAGUCCAUACGAGAGGCGGCCGUCAGGUUUAUUGCUCAGCCCCAGCCGCAGCUGCUGCGCCGGCAGCAGGAAUCGGCCCUGUGGCUGUGGAACACCGACUACACGAUGUGGAGCCCGCGGGUCUUCCUGCCACCCUCUCCCUCCCCUGCCCUUGGAACGCCCCGCGCUCAGCCCUGCCAAGGGCAGGAAAGCGUGCAGCGGGGCUGUCGUGGGGAAGCUGCGCUGCUGGGGUAG
Molecule: messenger RNA, 898 nt
Organism: Grus americana (Whooping crane)
Lineage: Eukaryota; Metazoa; Chordata; Aves; Gruiformes; Gruidae
Product: maestro heat-like repeat-containing protein family member 7
Exons: 7
Coding region: 11-898 (295 amino acids)
Cellular component (GO): cytoplasm
Source: RefSeq, a predicted model, not a curated record